This is a messenger RNA of Phaedon cochleariae (mustard beetle), 1780 nucleotides long. NCBI's taxonomy places the organism in Eukaryota, Metazoa, Arthropoda, Insecta, Coleoptera, Chrysomelidae. The record is from the annotation of a GenBank genome assembly.
GCGUUGGCAAAAUGGAAAAUGACAUGUCCAGCCCGUUGUCGCUGGUGUGCAGUGCGCUAUUGAUGCCAUUAUCGACUCGUGGCGCGGGCAUGAUGCAAAUCAAUACUUAUAUUAUUUUUUAUUUAUUAUUAAUAUUUGAUGAAACAUGAAAAAUAUUUGGGUAAAGUUAUUCAUCUAAAAAUAUGUUAGGAAUUAAAUAUAUAGAUUAAUCAAUAAACAUUACUGAAAAAGAUAUAAGUUUAAUAUUCUUUGAUAGAAAAGAUCCCGCUCACGCGGCUCACGAACGUCCAUGGAGUGACAAUAAAAAAGCAAAAUUUCAUCAUAGAAAAGUAACGAUUUUGCAGUUCAGCAUUAUUCUAAAUUCGACAAAUUACGAAAACAUCGAAAAAUAUGAACGGGCCUAUAAAAAUGCAUCGAACGAAACAAAUUAUCCACCAUAACAUACCAGUUCAACUUCCUAAAUGUAUGUACAAUCUGAAAAAUAUUCAUUCAAGAAGUACUAAUGGAGUGGUAGAUGGUUCACAUGAUCACGUUGGGGUAUCGAAGAAUAAAUUGGAUAUUUUCGACCAGGUUAAACAGUUUUUGAAGAUCAACCAGUGUGUCCCAGGGAUGGCAGAAUUAGAAGCUAAACAGGAACAAAUCCUCAAACAACUAGAUGAACUUAGGAAUCAGAUACUUUCCAUCAAACUAAGUUUGAAAAUCUCCAACAAUGCAUCAGCCAAAUCUUCAGUGCCAACUUCAACUAUUUCAACUAGGGUAAAUUCCAAGAAAACAAACCAACUAGUUGACUUGGUUAUAAACAUAAAUCCCUUGAACCCACCAUAUUCACUAGAAAUCAUUCAGAAACAAUUACAAGAUAGUGUGAAUCUUAAGUUUUCCGCUCACCUACAUUCAAGUGUCUUUUCUCUGCCAGAAGAUGCAAUUAAUUUGCAAAGUAGGCUGGUAAAUGCCAAUCUUAAAGAAGGGGUUCCAACAGUGCAUUUGAGACUUAUCUGGAAGAAUGGUUAUUUCAGGCUAUUUCCUUCUGAACAUUGGUGUGCAAGCUGUAUUUCCAUAAAACCUCUUUUUUAUAAAUACCUGGUGUAGCAAGUACAGUGUAUUUUUUUCAUGACAUUUACAAUAUAUGUGAAAUCACACUUUAGCCUUAUCUAUUUUCAACAUUUCUUUCUUGGAUUCACUCCAUUAUCUGUCCUAUUACUGGAGAAACACACUUUAUAAAACUUGAUAACCAAAUUAAAUAAUGAUAAACAGAGCAUAAUGCACAGUCAGUGAAAGAAAAGGUUAGUAGCUUAGUAGUGAGUAUUUUUGCCGAGGGCAUGAAAAACUUCUUGGUGAAGGUUGCCUUUACCCAAAAUAAGAGAACUUAUGUCAUUCUGGUCCAGGUCUCCCUAAAUUUGAGUCAGUCUCUGGAGUGCAUCUUCCAAAGUAUUCAAGUUCCUCUUGUAAUCUUGUCCCAAGAAUGUACCAGAGAUUCUCAAUGGGAUUUGAAUUUGGGCUCUGAGCUGGCCAUGCAAUGGUAGUGAUACAGACUUCCUCUAGAUAAUCUCUCACAACUCAGGUGAUUUGAGGCUUGGCAUUAUCUUGUAUCAACAAAACUCCUUACACUAUGUGGUUCUAAAAUCACUGAUAUGUACCUUUCAGCUGUAAGUGUUUCAUUUACAAUUACAAUUUCCAUGUGACCAUUCAAAGAAAUGCCUUCCCAGACCAUAGCCUGCUUCUUUUAUGCUUAUAAUGCCAAUUGAAUUCAAUAAAAUCAUGUAAUACACUACACUGUUUUACC